AUGACUGUUAUUGCUUGGAAAGAUAGAAUUAAAGAUAAUACUUGCAUUCCUAGUCAACUUAGAGUUAACAGAGAUAGAGUUAACCCUUUUGUAAACAGGCAAAAAUCAAUGACCGAUUAUUUCGACUCUCUACCAACAAUGGAAUCUCAUUACUGUCGGGCUUCAUCUUCCAAAAAAUAUCUGCAAACUGAUUGGAAAACAAAAAUGGAUUUAUAUAAGUUUUACGUAUCUGACUGGUGCAAAUCGCACCUCACACAACCGCUAUCUAAAACUACUUUCUGUGAGUUUAUGUCAUCGAGAAAUCUUUGUCUGUUUAGACCCAAAAAGGACGAAUGUGAAAUAUGUGCAAGAUAUAAGGCUGGGACAAUGGAAGAACAUGAUUAUCAAUUACAUGUAUUGAAAAAAGAAGAAGCUAGGAAAGAAAAACAAACAGAUAAAGCGAAUAAUAGUCUUGUAUUCACAGUAGAUCUUCAAGCAGUUUUAAUGGCACCUAAGUCAAAUGUCAGCACAUUGUACUACAAAACAAAGCUUCAAGUGCAUAAUCUGUGCUUUUAUAAUAAUAUCAGCAAAGAUGGCUAUUGUUUUGUAUGGAAUGAAACGGAAGGGGGGCUUAAUGCAGAUGAGUUUGCUUCUAUUUGGACAUAUUUUAUUGAGAAAAAGAUUCUACCUAAAGUGGAAAACAAAACAGAUAUACGUAUUAUUAUUUAUUCGGAUGGCUGUGGUUAUCAAAAUCGCAAUGUGACUAUGUCAAAUGCGCUAUUAAAUAUGGCAGUUAAAAACAAAAUAACCAUCGAGCAGAAAUAUUUAGAAGUCGGCCAUACACAAAUGGAAGUGGAUGCUAUGCAUUCUUUAAUAGAACGGAGAAUGCGUAAUAGAAUCAUAAAUGUUCCUGCGGACUAUGUUCAAAUUAUUGAGUCUGCGCGCAAUAAUCCAUUUGAUGUCAAGUAUUUGGAACAUACUUUUUUCAAAGAUUUCCGUAAUAUUUCGAGCUACAAAAGCAUUCGCCCUGGACGAUCAUCGGGAGACCCUAAAGUCACCGAUAUUCGCGCACUCAUGUAUUCUUCAUCAGGAGAAAUUUCAUAUAAGUUGCGGUUUGAAGAGCCAUGGAUGCUGCUGCCCCAAAGAAAAAGCCCUUUUUCAGCAAAAAGUUUUGAGGAAAUGCAAAAUUUGCACCAAACUAGACUGAAAAUUAAAGCUCGAAAAUAUGAUGACCUUCAACAAAUUAAAGAAGUCCUGCCAGCAGAUUUCAGAGAAUUUUACAACAAUUUACCGCAUGAUUAA
Messenger RNA from Parnassius apollo (apollo), 1281 nucleotides. Lineage: Eukaryota; Metazoa; Arthropoda; Insecta; Lepidoptera; Papilionidae. The record is from the annotation of a GenBank genome assembly.